UACCCCAGAUUAUCGGGCUCUUGCUCCGGUGGGGGCCUGGGAUUAGAUUGAAGGAUGAGACUGCGCAAUGUUACUCUCCCUCGACAACGCAACUAUAUAUCCCUGCUUAUCAUUACUUGCAUGGAUCCCAAGUCGGUCAUCUUCUCUAUUGUACUAUACAGUUGCGCCCAACAGCAUUCUCAUGUCUACCCUAACUAAGAACGAAGUUAUCCUGGAUGGGCACGAUGAAGGAUUUCAUCAAGCCAGGCAGGCGGCUGAAGAGGAACAUGAUCUUACACCUUGGCAAGCCCUCCGUCUUCACCCCAAAUCGGUGAUGUGGUCCGUCUUGUUAUCGAACUGUAUCAUCAUGGAAGGCUACGACAUCGUCCUCAUCUACUCUUUCUUCGCCCAGCCAGCCUUCGCUCGCCGGUACGGUCAGUGCGAUUCUAGCGGAGCCUGUCAAAUUACGGCCUCCUGGCAGGCAGGACUUGGCAACGCCGUUGGGUGUGGGACUAUCAUCGGUGCCUUUGCCAAUGGAUACUUCUGCCAAAGAUAUGGCUACCGCCCGGUCCUUCUCACUUCUUUGGUCUUCAUUUGCGCUUUCAUCGCUAUCUCGUUCUCCGCGCCCAGUUUGCCGGUUUUACUUGUAGGCCAAUUUCUCUGCGGUAUACCAUGGGGCGUUUUCGCAACUAUGGCACCUGCCUAUGCGAGCGAGGUCUGCCCCAUGGCCUUGCGGGGAUAUCUCGCCGUAUAUGUCAAUCUCUGUUGGGCUUUCGGACAACUCAUCUCUGCAGCUGUACAGUCGGCAUUCUCAGGUGGUACCAGCCAAUGGUCAUAUCGCAUUCCGUUUGCCAUCCAGUGGGUAUGGCCCAUUCCGCUCUUCCUGGUGCUCUUCUCCGCUCCCGAGUCACCGUGGCACUAUGUCCGUAAAGGUGACCUUAGAAUGGCAGAAAAGAUGUUGAAACGCCUUUCUUCACCGUCCCAGCUAGACUCAAUCAAGCAGAAGGUCGCGAUGAUGGUCCAUACAAACGAGCUGGAAGUGUCGCUUAGCAAGGAUACGUCUUACUGGCAAUGCUUCAAGGGCAUAGACCUGCGUCGUACCGAGAUUGCUUGCAUGGCUUUUGCCGCUCAGCCCUUCUGCGGCUCAGCUAUGGGCGGCACCCCAACAUACUUUUUCGUUCAGGCCGGUCUUCCCAGCAGCAUUUCUUUCAAGAUGUCUAUUGGUGGUCUGGGUAUUGCAUCAAUUGGCACGGUCGUAUCCUGGUUUCUCAUGUCCUACUGCGGCCGUCGAACCAUCUACCUUUGGGGCUUGGGUGGACUUACUGCGAUUCUCGUAACUGUCGGCGCCAUAAGUGCUGGCGACGCCAGAUCAUCGCAAGGAAACUAUGCCCAAGCUGGUCUGAUGCUUGGGUGGCUCGCGAUCUACUAUCUCACCGUUGGACCAAUUUGUUACGCCAUUAUCACCGAGGUGUCCUCAACUCGAUUACGUAGCAAGAGUGUUUGCCUUAGCCGCAUAGCCUACUACAUCGCGCAGAUCAUCAGCAACGUCGUCAAUCCCUACAUGCUCAACCCAACCGCUGGUGACUGGAAGGGAAAAACAGGAUUUUUCUGGGGUGGCUUUGCAUUCCUCUUCUUUAUCUGGACUUUUCUACGCCUACCUGAGACCAAAGGACGCACUUUCGAGGAGAUCGACAUAUUAUUCGCAGAAGGUGUCCGAGCUAGGGACUUCAAGAACCAUGAGGUAAAUGCCUACACCGACACAACCACUAAGAGAAACGCUUUAACCCAGCAACCCUAAUCUCAUAUUUGUCUGUAAACCUCAAACCUAAGAAUAGGCCUUGGCCUUCCUUAUACCUUAGUCACACUAUAGUUGAAUAAAGAUAAGAGUUGUAACGGGCUGAACGCCCUUUGGAUAGCUCCUUAAUGAGAUCUCGGUUCAAGCUACGUACGCGGCAUCCGAAAUACGUUCAGAUAACGAGCCUAGAAUCCGGGUGUUACCCUAAGCACCUAGAUUCUACUUAUUGUCUGAGCAGCGCCUAGAUAACCCGCUUAGAUACUUUAGUAUAACCUUUCUCUAAUAAGUAAAUAAACAUUAUAUCAGUAG
Bipolaris sorokiniana ND90Pr is the source of this 2083-nucleotide messenger RNA. RefSeq lists its product as uncharacterized. Lineage: Eukaryota; Fungi; Ascomycota; Dothideomycetes; Pleosporales; Pleosporaceae. Gene Ontology annotation, molecular function: carbohydrate:proton symporter activity. Gene Ontology annotation, cellular component: membrane. Gene Ontology annotation, biological process: carbohydrate transport; transmembrane transport. Bases 68 to 1777 code for a protein of 569 amino acids. The transcript is spliced from 3 exons. The record is from RefSeq and is a predicted model, not a curated record.